CCAUCCGCGCGUCACCCUCGCAUGAUUUGCUGCAGAUGGAGAUUCGUCUUGAAAUCACUAUAAGGGAAACAUUGCAUGCUAUCAGGGCGACACUGUUACACACCCACUGGCACACAUUUACUUUGCUUGCCGAACAAGAUAUUUAUUUAACGUUGUCCCUAAGGAAGGAUCUGUCUUCGAUUCUGUCGACUCAACCGCUUAGCCCUAAAUGGAUUCCUCUUCCGUCAAGCCAUUCACGUCGUGUUGUUUUUAGGCGGCUUGCUGAUAUAUCUCGGCUCACUCGGGGUGUCGUCGUUCUGAUAUGCGACAUAAGCUACGCUGAAAUCGUAAUGAAUGAAGCAAAACGUCUAAACAUGCUUGAUGGACACUUUUUUUGGCUCUGGAUUGACGCUUCACGAGAAUUUGAUGUCUUCCAUAAGAUUGCUAAUAGAACACAUUUCACUGAGGACUUCGUAUAUGAAAAUGAAAAUAAUUUGUUUGGAUUUGAUCACAUAGAGCGAAGCAAAAGAACUUCCAUAAACAACGGUACCCACAGAGAAUCGAAGAUUGUCAAUACGCUUAUGAAAAACGUAUUACACAAAACGCUUACUAAGAAAGAUAGCUUAUUUGUUAUGAAUAAAACAAGUAAAUCUUUUAUUCGUCGUAUAAUUAGAAAUAUUAACAAGACAGAAACGCACAUUAAUAGUAAUUUAUAUGUAAAUUUUAGUGAAACGUAUGAAGCUAGUAGUAAUAGUAGUUCUGAAAGAAUAAGAAAUUAUAAUGUAAAUAAAGAAGGCGUUGAAAGUUCUAAAAGUAAAAAAGAUUCAAUUGAGAUUCUGAGUAGUAACUCACUCAAUAGAAAUAAAAGUAGACAUAUUAGCUUAAGUAAAUUAAAUAAUGAAUCUUUUAAUAAAUAUGUAAAUAGUAUAAGCGUACGUGAGAAUGAUAGUAAUGAUAUUAUGCAAAAGAAAUUAAAGAGUGGUAGAGAAGAUCUGAUGAAUAAAUUAUCUUUUUCAAGUGAUAUUAGUGAUUUCAUAAUGAAUCCCACGGUGCAUAUUUCUAUGAAUAGUAUUAGAAAUUCAGCUAAGAGAAAAGAUCCUAUGAUUGAUGAUCCAAUUAUGGAUGAAUUUACCGUUGAUGGAGCAAGGGAUAGCAGUGAAGACAUUUUAAGUAAAUUGCCUGUAGGAUUACUAGCCUUACAUCCGGAACCAAUGAAAAUAGAUCAGGUGUUUAUUAUGGCUGCUGUUAAGAUGGUGGCAAGUGCUCUUCGAAGAGUGUUACGAGCUUGUGAUGUUUGGUCAGCUCAAGCUCAAUUUUUAAGUGACGCGACCGCUUCUUGUUGGGAGGAACCAAGUGAUGUAGCAUCUGAUUUUUCCUUAGAAUUUGUAAGGGAAAUGCGAAUGUUAACUGCCUCUGCUCUUGGUGGCAGUAGAGAGUUAAUUUCCGAAAGUCCAUUGAUGGCAAAAUUUUCAUUUUUAAAUCUUGUUUCCAACCCCGAUGGUAAUAUUUGGAGGCAGGUUGGUCACAUUAUUGGUAGAAACGUGAAGCUGCACACCAUCAUAUGGCCUGGUGGGCGUCUUGUUGCACAAGGGCAAUCGACUGGGGCCAAAACGAUAUUUCGUGUGGUAACAGCUUUAGCCCCUCCAUUUGUAAUGGAAGGAGAAUUGGACGAAGACGGCCAAUGCCUUAGAGGACUACCGUGUCAUCGCCCUCAAACAUCGGAUCGCGACAACCUGACUCUUGCCUUUGUUCCCGAUAGGAAUAGUGAACGAGAAGAGUUUUUUAUUCCCACCCAAAAACCACCCACAAAAAUGGCAACCCAUUGUUGUUAUGGUCUGGCUAUGGAUCUUUUAGAAAAUGUUGCUCAAGAAUUAGAGUUUGAUUUCCACUUGUACAUAGUUGAAGAUGGCUUGUACGGUUCGAGGAAGCUUACAAGGCCAUUUCAGAGAUUAGAUGAAAAUACAAUUCUACCACAUGGUCCUACAUACAACACAGAAAGUUACAGAUCACAGUAUAGAAUUAAAAAUAAUGAUUUCAUAAGCGACAGUUUAAAGGAUGAACAUAUUGAAGUUGAUGAUGAUUACGAGAAAUGGGAUGGCAUAGUGGGUGAUUUAGUAUCUGGUGCUGCUCAUAUGUCAUUUGCAGCUCUCAGUGUAUCAUCUGCAAGAGCAGAAGUUGUAGAUUUUAGUCAACCAUAUUUUUUUAGUAGUGUUUCUAUAUUGGCAGCACCCAAUCAACGACCAGAUAUCCCUUUGCUAGCAUUUUUAUUACCAUUCUCUCCAGAACUAUGGGUUGCAAUUUUUACUUCUCUUAAUGUCACUGCAAUCGCUGUAGCUAUAUAUGAAUGGUUGUCACCAUUUGGCUUGAACCCUUGGGGAAGGCAACGAUCCAAAAAUUUUAGUAUAUCGAGUGCUUUGUGGGUCAUGUGGGGCUUGCUUUGUGGACAUUUAGUAGCAUUUAAGGCACCAAAAAGUUGGCCUAAUAAGUUUCUCAUAAACGUUUGGGGCGGGUUUUCUGUUAUAUUUGUUGCGAGUUACACUGCUAAUAUUGCAGCAUUGAUAGCUGGACUAUUUUUUCACAAUGCUGUUGAUGAAUUUCAAGGAAGAAGCAAUUGGCUAUCUCUUCGAGUAGGUACUCCAAGAUCUUCAACAGCUGAAUAUUAUGUUCAGAGAAAUAAUCCUCAACUAGCACAAAGGAUGCGUCGAUAUGCACUUCAAGAUUUUGAGGAAGGAAUAGAACGACUAAGAAAUGGAACAUUGGAUCUAUUGAUCGCCGAUACACCUGUAUUAGAUUAUUAUCGUGCAACAGAUCAUGGUUGUAAGCUGCAACGUGUUGGAGAUCACUCACUAACAGAUGACACGUACGCUAUUGGUAUGGCUAAAGGAUUUCCUCUAAAGGAUAGCAUUUCAGCUGUUAUUGCAAAAUAUUCAUCGAAUGGAUACAUGGACAUAUUGACUGAAAAGUGGUACGGAGCAUUACCUUGUUUUAAGCUCAGUCCCGACUAUGGAAUACAACCAAAACCACUUGGUGUGGCAGCUGUAGCUGGAGUGUUCAUUCUACUGGGAGUGGGGAUGAUUGUGGGAUGUCUUAUAUUGAUACUGGAACACCUCUUUUAUAAAUAUACCCUACCCAUUUUACGUCAUCAACCAAAAGGGACUAUAUGGAGGAGCCGUAAUAUUAUGUUCUUCAGUCAGAAACUGUACAGAUUUAUAAAUUGCGUGGAAUUAGUGUCGCCUCACCACGCUGCCCGGGAGCUUGUUAACACAAUCCGCCAAGGACACUUUACGUCGCUUUUUCAGAAAAGUGUUAAAAGGAAGGAACACGAGCAGCGGAGGCGAAGAAAAAGUAAAGCACAAUUCUUUGAAAUGAUCCAGGAGAUUAGAAGGGUUCAGCAAGGACGCGACCAUUCUUUGGAUUCAAUAAAAGAAAAUGUCACCAUUGAAACAUCGGAAAUAUCGGAAGAUGUGACUGAAUCAAAGUUCCUGUCGCCGUCACCAGAUGUUUCGAGUCGGUCGCCACGACAAAGUAGGUCGCCUCGACAACUUCGCUCGCCGAGAAAUAGAAGGAAACGUUCAAGUAUCGCUGGACUUAAUGUUCGCCGUUUUAGUACGGACUCGGUUCUCGGUUCCGAUUCCGCGUCAAUAUACGAACGAACUAGUUUGAAUAUCGGAAGAAGAUUAAGCCGCGAUGUCAGCUGCUUAACUAACUCUCCACCAGAUAUUAAUACAAGACUACGAACUCCUUCACCAAUGAUCCGACGUGCCGAAGGUUCCUCAACUAGAUCUUAUCAGGACGUAUCAGAUAAGAGUCAUAAUAAUUACCUGAGUAUAGAUGUACCUAGCCAUCGAGCAAGUAUUGAGAUUAUGGUUUCUGAAGAGAGUGAUAUACCACCAGCCCCUCCAUAUCCAAGAGUAUCACCAACAGGAGGCAGGUCGGAGCUAUCCAACUUGUCCGAAGAAGAAUUGCUAAGGUUAUGGCGAAGUUCAGAUAGGGAAGUGAAAGAGGCAUUGUUGGCUGCAUUGCAAGAAAAAAGGGCGAAUUUAGACCCGAAACAAGAUCCAGGGUGAACAGUGAUUUGUUUCUUUAUCUGGGAAUGAAAUCAUUGUAGAAAUCACUUCGUAUAUCUUAUUGUUGCUGCUCAUUCCGACAGAAGUGAAGGAGAGUAGACACGAGACCAGGAAAUGAUUAUUCUGUGCCUUUAUUGAAUUAUUUGAUGCGGACCUAUCGGAACUUAGUUUAACAAACGGUGUUCAAUUAAGCGUCUUCACUGGGACAGCUGCCUUAAAUUUAGUAAUCUAGUACAAUCCCAUUGCAUCAAAUAAUUUAAUCUAAGGUGAAUAGGUUAUUCUUUUGAAAAUUUUCGUCCAUGUAUUUAGUUAGAGUGAAAUAAUGUGUAUUUACUAACUAUAUAAUGUUAGAAAUAAAGUGCUUUAUUCAACUUGUACCUAGAAGGCUUCGAAAUUUAGUUUUACUUUAUAAUUAAAUAGGUAAUUUAAGUGUUGUAGUGAGGAUAAUAAAAGUAAACCAUAUUUGGAUUAUGGAAGUCACGCUACAAUCCAAACUAAAUGCAAAUGCUGAUUUGUUUGUUUAAUAUUGCGUUUUCACGUCUUAAGAUUGGCCAUACAAACGGUCGUACUUGGUUAUGGCGUUUUAACACAUCAUUCCCUAAAAAAAUACUAAUAGGUAUCUUGUGCCUUGUAUCUAGGUUUCUAUCGAAGCAGAAAAUGAAAUUUUCAAGAAACUAAUUCAGUAUAACGCUCCAAUUGUCUGCUUUUUUGCACUUUAUUUGAAAUUGCAUUCAUAAUGUAGUCAUGAAUUGUUAAAGAAAACAAAACAUUACAAUGGAAACGUCGCGCAUGUAAUGGAUACUCUAUAUGAAAAAUAUGUAUUUCACUCAUUUGUAAAGUGUACUCAAAAGCAUGUAUUUUCUGGAAGAAUUUUAAUGGAAUUUCUGCACACUAAUUUUCGUCAAAUGAUAACAUUUCGUCAAACGGCAUGCAAGAGUAAGCGAUAGCGCUUACUCUUGCAUGACAACAGACAGAAGGAACAACAGGAAUGGCCCUCUUAAGGCGUAGAAAACCGAUAAGAUCAUCAUGAAAGGAUUAUAGAGUACAUUCUAUUUUAUUAUUUUAGUUCACCAGUGAGUGCUAAAAGUUUGCUAUAUGAAUCAAACGCGAUCGUAGUGGGAAGCGAUAUUUUAUAUUUUAAAGAUUUCUGUGAGACACCUUACUAAAAAUUAAUCCUUACAGAAAACAAAAUCUCUAAUGCCUAAAAGUAUGUUAAAUAAAUUAUUAAUAUUAUAGUAGAUAAUAUUUAAUAAAUAUAUCAUACAAACUGAUAAAAGUACUGCCAUAUUAUAUUUUAGGAGUAGAUUUAAGAUUUUACUGAUUCAAUAUUUACAAGAGUUAGAGAGAGCACCCUAGAUUUAGUUUUGAAUUUCCUAUAAAUUCUCUUAGAUUGUGCACGUUAAUUCGAUUUCCCAUAAAAUAAAGUUAACGAUUCCUAACUAGAGUGCAAUGUUUCGGCACGAGACGAAAUCAGGGGCCUCAAGACACGCUUCUAGUGUAAUUUUUGACGUGUGGUUAGAAAGUAUUUUACAUCUACGGGGAAAAAAAAACAAAUAUUAAAAAAAAUAUUUAAUAUUAAACUUACAAAUAUCAAUUUAUAAAUUUAACCCCCAUUAAAUAAACUACAUAAAAUAACAGUAAUUAAAAAAUGACACACAGUUUGUACGUAAGUGUAAUUUGCCAGUAUCUUCGUCAAACUUUGAUACGUUUUCCAAAAGCAUAUUUCAACGUAAGAAUUGACAGUUUCGGCCCAAUAUUCACAUCACAACGAAAGUACCUAAUAACUGAGCAGAUGUAGAUUAAAAUAUAUUUGAAAGUGCUUUAUUUAAUGAAUAAAUAAUAAUUCAAUAUAUUGAUUUAUUCUUGCUUUUUGCUGAACUAUUAAGUAUGACCUAGCAACAAUUAUUCAUUUUACUUACAUCCUUACUGUGUUAGAAUGCGUUAAUUAGAUUUUGGACCAAUGCAAUUAUUUAAAUUUUAUUAGAUGUGAUUCAUCUAGUGAUAUGCAAUGUCUUAUGGAAUUACUCUUAAGCCGGGUCCAGAUACGAACGAAGGCGAAAGAUCGCUAAGAAAUGUAGGAGAAAGAGUGUUCCCUUUAUGUGGUCAAGGUUUUAUAUAUAGUGGGCUGUCAGGAAUAAGAAUUGUUUUAAUUAUUAUUGUGUGGAGGUAGUGAAUUAAGAAAUAUAUAAUAAUAAUAGAAAUUAGUUUUUAUGACUUCAAUUAUGUAUAUUCUAUUGUAAUGUAUUAUUAAAGCAAGGACUAAUUUCGUGCUGAAGAAACAUCAAUUUUCAGUGUAUGUAAUGAAGUUUUAAAUAAUAUGUAUAAAUAUGUUUCCGAAUGAUAUUUAAAUCUAGAUGUAACAUUGAGUCAUAAUAUGAGAAUUAUAUGAAUGAAAUAAAACCUAUUUGUGCCAA
Molecule: messenger RNA, 6460 nt
Organism: Leptidea sinapis
Lineage: Eukaryota; Metazoa; Arthropoda; Insecta; Lepidoptera; Pieridae
Product: glutamate receptor ionotropic, NMDA 3A-like
Exons: 13
Coding region: 36-4046 (1336 amino acids)
Biological process (GO): modulation of chemical synaptic transmission; ionotropic glutamate receptor signaling pathway; synaptic transmission, glutamatergic
Cellular component (GO): postsynaptic membrane; plasma membrane
Molecular function (GO): NMDA glutamate receptor activity; transmitter-gated monoatomic ion channel activity involved in regulation of postsynaptic membrane potential
Source: RefSeq, a predicted model, not a curated record